AUUUGUACAUCUAAUACAUCUUAGUUCUAGUUGCGCUCUUAUUUCUCUCAUAAUAAACUAUUGAAAAAAUGUUAGAAAUCUGGAAAAGUUGGUGUAGAUUUUGUGCUAAACAGGAUUCAAAUGAAGGAGAAGAAAGUUGUAAUAUGGAAUCACCUAACAAUAAAUUAGAAAUCUUCAACAAACUCUUUAUAACUCCGCUUACUCGACUUGAGGGUAUAAAACCAACAUUUUGCACCGAAUGUUCGGAUUUUGUUACAAAAUUAGAAUCAUUUCAUGAUCGCUGCCUGAAGGUUGAUCAAAUGUUUAAUGAAAUAUUCCAUAAUUGCACUUCUGAUGCUGAUCUUCAGUCUCUUAGAGUUAAAUACAGCAUUGACAGUAACAACGUUAAAAACCGCGUCAUUUUAACGACUACAGAAACUGAAAAGGAAACUGCGGAUGAUUGUUUACAUUCUGAUCAUGUCUCAGAUGCUUCAGAUGCAAUUGAUGAGGAAGAAAGUAUUUACGUUAAAAAAGAAGUUCAGGAAAAAGUAAAGAUAGUUCACAAAAAGCGUGGAAGACCUAGAGGGUCUCUUAAAAAAGCUCUAACGGAGGCAAAGACAAAACAUACAAGAGAAAUUAAAACAAGAUUGACUCGAAAAACUGAUGAAAAGGAUAAAAUAGUAUUCCAAAGGAGUCCUUCUGUAAAAAGAUCCCCUAAACGUGAUAAAACGAAACGGGAAACUCUCAUACGUGAUCGUGCUGAGCGCUAUAGGGGACCUAGGAGUGCCAGAGAACAACCAAGUGUAUGUCAAAUAUGCUCAAAAACUUACACCAGGAAAUAUAUGCUAACUCUUCACAUGCGUGAAAAACAUUCUACUGAAGAAUUGCCAUUUGCUUGCCAGUCAUGCCCAAAGCGUUUUGUUACAGCGCAAAAACUAAAGGUACACGAAGUAUCGCAUUUACCUAAAGAAGAAAAACUCAUUCAUCCUUGUCCACACUGUGAAAAACUCUACGGAAGUAUACAAAAUGUUGAAAUUCACAUAAGGGCUGUUCAUAAAAAUGAAAAGCCUUUCAUCUGUGAGGAAUGUGGGAAGUCAUUUGUGACGAAGGGAGCGCUGAAGGAGCAUCACAUCAGCCAUACCGAUGAACGAAGCUUCCAAUGUUCACAUUGCCCGAAAAAGUACAAAAGUUUACCACGCUUGAAAAUGCACGAAGACGUACACACGAGUACUCUGUAUGAAUGUCCAACGUGUGGUGUUAAACGCAACACAAAGCACAACCUCAAAAUGCACAUGCUGGUUCAUUCGGAAGAGAAGAAGUUCAAGUGCAAAUACUGCGGAAAUGAGUUCAAACGUAUUAAGUCCUUCAAGGAUCACCUCAUCAUCCAUACUGGUCAGCGACCAUAUGAGUGUCCAUUCUGCAGUAAAACCUUUGCAAAUGGAUCAAAUUGCAGGAAACACAAAAAGAUAGCUCAUCCUGCAGAAUUAGCUGCUCUUGAAGCUUCAGGUGAACCGACAAAAGUAACAAUACUUCCAAAAUUGGAAAUACUUCAAGCAAAGGAUUGUAAUUAAUAGUAGAGAAUAAAUUACACCAUGUAGAAAAUUCUA
Lutzomyia longipalpis is the source of this 1586-nucleotide messenger RNA. RefSeq names its product zinc finger protein 493-like. Gene Ontology annotation, cellular component: nucleus. NCBI's taxonomy places the organism in Eukaryota, Metazoa, Arthropoda, Insecta, Diptera, Psychodidae. The transcript has 3 exons. Bases 69 to 1550 code for a protein of 493 amino acids. Gene Ontology annotation, biological process: regulation of transcription by RNA polymerase II. The record is from RefSeq and is a predicted model, not a curated record. Gene Ontology annotation, molecular function: zinc ion binding; RNA polymerase II transcription regulatory region sequence-specific DNA binding; DNA-binding transcription factor activity, RNA polymerase II-specific.